This is a messenger RNA of Misgurnus anguillicaudatus (oriental weatherfish), 2051 nucleotides long. It is a transcript of the gene elovl6, whose product is annotated as ELOVL fatty acid elongase 6. Gene Ontology annotation, cellular component: endoplasmic reticulum; endoplasmic reticulum membrane. Gene Ontology annotation, molecular function: fatty acid elongase activity. The record is from RefSeq and is a predicted model, not a curated record. Gene Ontology annotation, biological process: sphingolipid biosynthetic process; very long-chain fatty acid biosynthetic process; fatty acid elongation, monounsaturated fatty acid. NCBI's taxonomy places the organism in Eukaryota, Metazoa, Chordata, Actinopteri, Cypriniformes, Cobitidae.
ACAGAGAGGAGGGCGUAUGCCGGUGGCGCGGGCUGACAUUGAGAUCAGCUUAACGAGUGUGCUGCUGGGCUGGGAAGAGCGAUGCGAGAGCAAGGCUGGAGCUGAGUCUGCCAUAGAAACGAGACAUCCGUGCAUUUCAACUCAUUCAGUCGAGAAAGCAAGGCUCUGUAAGCGUUUAAAGUAGCCUACAUCAUGUCGGUGCUUGCGCUGCAAGAGUAUGAAUUCGAGAGGCAGUUCAAUGAAGAUGAAGCCAUUCGAUGGAUGCAAGAGAACUGGAAAAAGUCUUUUCUGUUCGCUGCACUUUAUGCUGCGUGUAUACUUGGUGGGCGGCAUGUAAUGAAGCAAAGGGAGAAGUUUGAGUUGAGGAAACCUCUGGUAUUAUGGUCUUUAACGCUUGCAGUCUUCAGUAUAUUUGGUGCGGUCAGAACUGGAGGCUACAUGAUGCACAUAUUGAUGACUAAGGGCCUGAAGCAAUCUGUCUGCGAUCAGAGCUUCUAUAAUGGACCGGUCAGCAAAUUUUGGGCUUAUGCUUUUGUUCUCAGCAAGGCCCCUGAACUAGGAGACACACUGUUCAUUGUUCUGCGCAAGCAGAAGCUAAUCUUCCUGCACUGGUAUCACCACAUCACAGUAUUGCUGUAUUCCUGGUACUCCUACAAAGACAUGGUGGCCGGCGGUGGAUGGUUCAUGACCAUGAACUACCUGGUUCAUGCCGUUAUGUAUUCUUACUACGCUCUUAGGGCCUCCGGCUUCAAAAUCUCCCGCAAGUUUGCCAUGUUCAUCACUCUGACGCAGAUCACACAGAUGGUGAUGGGUUGCGUGGUCAACUACCUGGUCUAUUCGUGGAUGCAACAAGGCCAAGAGUGCCCGUCACACGUGCAGAACAUUGUGUGGUCAUCUCUCAUGUACCUCAGCUACUUUGUGCUCUUCUGUCAGUUCUUCUUCGAAGCCUACAUGACCAAAACCAAAUCCAACGCAGUCAAGAAAAGCCAAUAAAGCAUUAAUUUAUUUAAAUAGAUAAGUUGGGAAAGAACAGAAAAGUGGACCAAUGAGUGAGUCUUUACCGUUAGGGCUUUUAAACUCGCAGUCAAAGUGAAGACAAUGAGGGGCUACUUUCAAAGCUUGUGCAUACUGUACUACUAACGUAUAGAGGUAAACCUCCUCGCCACUAGGGGAGCUCUAUUGAGCCGCACUGAAAAUCAUUAAGAUAUCAGUUCAAAAAAAAUCAGUGUUUUUAUGUGAUGUUUAUGUGCCCAUUUCUCUGUUUUUAAAAAAAGAUGUAUAGAUGAAAACGGAGGUAAAAUAAUUUAAAACAGAAUUUAGGAGGAGAGGUCGAAAUGUAAUGAAGGAUAUUUUGAAGAAAAAAACAAUGAAUUAUAAAUUCAGAGGUUAUUAAAUGGAUAAAUUGUAUGGUUAUGUUUGUCUAAACAUUAAAUGUUAAUGUUCCAUUUGAAUUUUUAUUUAUUAGAUACUAGACUGUGUACGGUAGUUUUAUACAAAAGCCAUGUCAAUGGAUGACUGGUCCAUGUUGAGCUAAAAACGCCACAGUGUUGUCUGUUCAGCAUCGCAGCACCAAAAUUCUCUCAGGUCUUCAAGUUUUCCAUUUGAUGUGCAUAUCAUUUUAGUGCAAAAUAGUAGGUAAAUGUUUAUGCCAUUGAAAUACACAUACACAAGUAUAUAAAGGGAAUAAAGACCAAUGAAGGUCAUUUAGAGGACAUUUGGGUCUAAUCAGAACACUAAAGAGCCUUGUGGAAUAUGAAUCAUUGCGACUCAGCGGUUGUUCUGAUUUCUAACAGGCCUGACCUUCUUCCGAUGGCUUAAGGUCCUAACUUCAUGUAGUCCAUGGACCAACAUUGUAGAGUCUAGCUUAACUACAGUAGUCCUGUCUAAAGUCCGGCAUAUUUACACAAAAUGCAACAUGUCUAUAUCCGCUGUAACAAAUCUGAAUAACCUCUGUCACUGAAUGGUAUCUGUUGUGCUCUUGUGCAUUUGCACUCUAUAAAUGUAAAACAUCUAUAGACAAUUUUAACAAAGAGCCAAAAGUGCUAAAAUAA